AUGCCAGAAGCCACAGCCUCCGGUACCGACGCGGGCGGCACCGCUCGCCACCGCGAACAUAAUCAGGGCAAUCAAGGCCGCACCUACACCGUUGACCAAAAGGCUGCCGUUCUUCGGAUCCGGAAAUGCAAGGCCACCGCCUUUUACGACAUCCUGGGCCUUGAGAGCGUCCGAUCCACGUGCAGCGACUCGGACAUCAAGAAGGCCUACAGGAAACAGUCGCUGUUGACGCACCCCGACAAGAAUGGCCACGAGCACGCCGAUGAGGCCUUCAAGAUGGUCAGCCGCGCGUUUGGCAUCUUGGGCGACAAGGAGAAGAGGGAGAAGUACGAUAAGUACGGCACUGAUCCGGACAGUCGGUUUGAGAGCGCUCGCGCACAGAACCCGUUCUCGGGCUUUGGAUCGCGGCAGGCUGCAGCGGCAGGAGGCGGUGGCUGGGACGAUGAAAUGAGCCCAGAGGAAAUGUUUGCGCGCUUCUUUGGCGGAGGAGGCGGUCCAUUUGGUGGUGGUGGCGGCCCGUUUGGUGGCGGCUUUGGAGCGUUUGAUACAGGCCCUCAGUUCGUCUUCAACUUUGGCGGCGGCCCAGGCAUUCGAGUACACCAGUUCGGCGGCGGUGUGCCCCGAGCAAGACCGCGAGAAGCUCAGGGCCGACAACCUGAACGAGAACCAUUUGGUCUUCAGACUCUGCUUGGCCUACUACCCAUUCUCUUGUUCUUCAUCCUACCACUCAUCUCAUCCAUCUUCUCCGGCGGCUCCUCAUCUACACCCGCCAUCCCACCCAUGGUCUAUGACAAACCACAGGACCCUUACACUGUGGGCCGGACAACACCAAAUCUCAAAAUCAAAUACUUUGUCGCACACUCUGAUGUAGCCUCGUAUAGCGGGUCAAAGUUGAAUCAGCUCGAUCGUACAGUCGAAAUCAAUCGUGUGCGAGACCUACGGAAUAAGUGCGAGAGCGAGGCUUUGUACAAGAGGCAACUCAGAGAGAACGCUAUGGGAUGGUUCUACCAGGAUCCGGAGAAGAUGGCCGUUGCUGAUGCGUAUAAGAUGCCAUCAUGCGAGAGGCUAGAGAAGAUGGGCGUGAGUCGAUAA
Molecule: messenger RNA, 1092 nt
Organism: Trichoderma asperellum CBS 433.97
Lineage: Eukaryota; Fungi; Ascomycota; Sordariomycetes; Hypocreales; Hypocreaceae
Source: RefSeq, a predicted model, not a curated record